AUGGCCUCCGCGGCGUCGGCGCCGGUGUUUGAGAGGGUGGCCGGGAUCCGAGCCAUCGCCGAGUCCGGCCGCUUUAAGGCAAGCUCCUCCCCACUUCCCAGGAACCAAGCUAUUACCUGCUUUAAUCACAAUCGCUCCGCCCCUCCUGUUGCUUUGCUUGGCUUCGCGAGUCACUGUAGUGUAGCAUGGUUCCUGGACCAGUUUGGCGUUCUUCACGACGGGAAGAAGCCGUACCCUGGCGCUAUUCUGGCAUUGGAGAAGCUUGCGGGGAAUGGGGCAAAUAUGGUUAUAAUCAGCAAUUCCUCUAGGCGGUCAUCUGUGACAAUGGAGAAGCUCAAGAGCCUGGGGUUCGACACGUCCUGUUUCCUCGCAACCAUCACCAGUGGGGAGCUCACACAUCAACACCUUCAGAAGAGAAACGACCCAUGGUUUGCAGCCCUUGGAAGGAAGUGUAUCCAUAUCACUUGGGGCGAUCGAGGAGCAAUCUCUCUGGAGGGCCUUGGUUUGCAAGUUGUGAACAAUGUUGAUGAUGCAGAGUUUAUAUUAGCCCACGGUACUGAAGCCCUUGGUUCACCUUCUGGUGAUCCUCUUCCCAAAAGUCUCGAGGAGCUUGAGCAGGUUCUAAUGCUUGGCCUAGAAAAGCGACUUCCAAUGGUGGUAGCUAAUCCAGAUUAUGUCACUGUCGAAGCUCGAGAUCUCCGUGUCAUGCCUGGCACUCUGGCAGCUAAAUAUGAGAGUCUUGGUGGUGAAGUGAAAUGGAUGGGGAAGCCUGAUAAGGUGAUCUAUACAUCAGCGAUGUCCCUAGCAGGUGUUGAUGCUCAUGAAUGUAUCAUGGUGGGUGAUUCACUGCACCACGACAUCAAAGGAGCAAAUGUGUCAGGAAUCGCAUCUGCGUUCAUUACUGGAGGGAUUCAUGCAGAUGAACUUGGACUCGGUGGAUUUGGAGAAACUGCUGGGGAGGAUGCCAUCAAUUCACUGUGCAGCAAGCAUGGAUCAUAUCCUUCUUAUGUUUUGCCUUCAUUCACGUGGUAG
Miscanthus lutarioriparius is the source of this 1032-nucleotide messenger RNA. The record is from the annotation of a GenBank genome assembly. NCBI's taxonomy places the organism in Eukaryota, Viridiplantae, Streptophyta, Magnoliopsida, Poales, Poaceae.